Molecule: messenger RNA, 858 nt
Organism: Penicillium pulvis
Lineage: Eukaryota; Fungi; Ascomycota; Eurotiomycetes; Eurotiales; Aspergillaceae
Gene: dph5
Product: diphthine synthase
Exons: 3
Coding region: 1-858 (285 amino acids)
Biological process (GO): protein histidyl modification to diphthamide
Molecular function (GO): diphthine synthase activity
Source: RefSeq, a predicted model, not a curated record
AUGUUGCAUCUAGUAGGACUCGGUCUCGCUGAUGAGACGGAUAUCACCGUCCGUGGGCUGGAGAUCGUCAAGCGUGCCGAGCGGGUUUACUUGGAGGCAUACACUGCCAUUCUUCUUGUGGACAAGUCGAAGCUUGAGGCAUUCUACGGCCGACCAGUCAUCGAGGCAGAUCGCGAACUAGUAGAGAGUGGCAGCGAUGAGAUCUUAGCUGAUGCAGACAAAGUCGACAUCGCUUUCCUUGUUGUUGGCGAUCCAUUCGGCGCAACAACUCACACUGAUCUCGUCCUCCGCGCCCGCGAACUCAACAUCCAAACCAACGUCGUUCCCAAUGCCUCCAUUAUGUCCGGAAUCGGCUGCACUGGUCUCCAGCUUUACAACUUCGGCCAGACAGUCAGCAUGGUCUUCUUCCUCGAUAACUGGCGCCCGGCCUCAUUCUACGACCGUGUGGCUGAGAACGCUCAGAUCGGUCUGCACACUCUCGUGCUGCUCGACAUUAAGGUGAAGGAGCAGUCUAUGGAGAACCUGGCCCGUGGUCGUCGGAUUUAUGAGCCUCCACGUUAUAUGACUGUUGCGCAGUGUGCGCAGCAAAUGUUGGAGGUCGAGGAGGACCGCAAGGAGGGCAUCUGUGCCCCUGAUCGUCUUGCUAUGGGAGCUGCGCGGGUCGGAGCGCCGGAUCAGAAGCUUGUCGUCGGUACUUUGACUGAACUGGCCGAGGUGGAGAUGGGAGCUCCGUUGCACAGUGUUGUGCUCCUCGGACGGAGGACACACGACCUCGAGAGAGAUUACAUUCGGCAGUUUGCCGUUGAUCAGGCUACUUUCGAUGCCAGUUAUGCCAAGUACUAUGGAAAGAGUUCAUGA